Molecule: messenger RNA, 3109 nt
Organism: Xyrauchen texanus (razorback sucker)
Lineage: Eukaryota; Metazoa; Chordata; Actinopteri; Cypriniformes; Catostomidae
Product: zinc transporter ZIP3-like
Exons: 3
Coding region: 353-1300 (315 amino acids)
Biological process (GO): zinc ion transmembrane transport
Cellular component (GO): plasma membrane
Molecular function (GO): zinc ion transmembrane transporter activity
Source: RefSeq, a predicted model, not a curated record
GUUUUAAAGAAUUGCCAUAGCGCCUCACGCCAAUUCAUUUACAUAUGUACAUUUGACGACUUACGUAAUAAAUGACGUCAUCACGUGAUUUUGGCUACUUUUAGUGACAUAUAAGCGAGCCUUUAGCGAUUUGUCAACACUGGGUGCUUCAACCUUCAGCUGAAGGAAGUCUCGACAUAAAAUCUCGGCUGUUCUAGGGAUGCUGUACAUAACGUUAUCUCAGACUGCCUGUGCUUCAGUAAAAAGGAAGGAGGUCUGGAUUCAAGCCAUGCUUCACUGAUUAUUUCAGAUAUACAGGUGUGCUGUACAUGGUGUGCUGAACUGAUCUGGGAUCACAGCCCAUCUUCUCAGCAUGGGGCUAGCUGUAGCCAAAAUCUUCUGCCUGCUGGGGGUCUUUGCCCUCAUGUUGGGGGGGAUCCUUAUUCCUGUACGGAUGAUGCAGACAGCGUUUGAUAAAGUCACAAGGUACAGAAAAGUGGUUGCACUCAGCAAUUCUUUUGGAGGAGGUGUAUUCCUAGCUACCUGCUUCAAUGCCCUUCUACCAGCGGUUAGAGAUAAGGUUGAGGAAGUCCUGAAAAUGGUAAACGUCUCCACAGACUACCCACUGGCAGAGACAAUGAUGAUGCUUGGGUUUUUCCUAACAGUAUUCGUCGAACAGGCCGUACUGACUUUACGCAAAGAGAAGCCCUCAUUUAUUGACUUGGAGACAUUUAACGCUGGUGGCUCGGAGGCAGGGAGCGACUCAGAGUACGAUACUCCUUUCAUUGCUGCCCCUCGUGGUACAGCUGGAGCCCACCAGCACCAUUCACAUAACCAUGGGCACUUAAGCCCUACAGAACUGACACGCGCUGGGCCAUUGAGGUUGGGUAGUCUGGUGCUGGCGCUUUCCGCUCAUUCUGUUUUUGAGGGUCUCGCUCUGGGCCUUCAGGAAGAUGGUGCUAAGCUCGGAAGCCUCUUCAUUGGAGUGGCCAUCCAUGAGACGCUGGCUGCUGUGGCACUAGGGGUUAGUGUAGCAAAGGCAGGAGUGCCCCUACGGGAUGCCAGUAAGCUGGGCAUAACAGUAAGCCUAAUGAUCCCUCUGGGCAUCGGUAUUGGCAUGGGUAUUGAGACGGCCCAGAACUUGGCAGGAAGUAUUAUCUCUGUUGUGCUCCAGGGUCUGGCAGCCGGCACAUUCCUCUUCAUAACGUUCUUUGAGAUCCUUUCACGAGAGCUGGAGGAUAAACAUGAUAGACUACUGAAGGUGCUGUUUCUUAUUGUGGGCUACGGUAUUCUAGCAGGUCUCAUCUUUAUCAAAUGGUGAAGGUGUUCAGAAUUUCAUUAAACAUGCCAACCAUUAUAAACAACAGGUUCGGUAAGUCUACUGUAAAAUUACUAAUAUUCUCUAUGGCAAAACUCUGUUUUACAUUAGAUAUAACUGCUGUUGUAUUUUAACAGAUUGAACAUUUUGAUAAACAUUAUUUUUUUUUUAAUUACAUUUAACAGAAAUGGCGCACAUUAUUUAUGGAUAACCACUGUAUAAACGUCAUCUGCGUGUCUUAUGAACUUGAUGGUAUGAGACCCAGAUGUACCCAGAACUUGUUUCCACUCCGGUAAUUUUUUGUUACCCAUCUUUUAUGUAAAUGUUUUAUUUUUAAUGAUUUUCUUUUAGAUACUGUUAACUGAAUGUAAAUGUAUUAUGAGUAAGCAAGAAUCUAAAAAAAUAUCAUGCAGCCAGAUUGGAUAAAUGUUGUUGAGAACUUUGUGUUGAAGUUGGCUAGAUUUGCAUUGAGUUCAGUUUUGAUAAGUCCUCAGAAUUCAGUCCAACUGCCAGAGAUUGGAGUUACCUGACACAAUAGUGUACUGUGGGGGAAAAAAUUUUUUAAUGAAAUUUGAAAUGGCUAACUUUUUAAAGGAAUAUUCCUGGUUCAAUACAAGUUAAGCUCAAGCGACAGCAUUUGUGGCAUAAUAUUGAUUACCAAAAGAAUACAUUUCAGCUCAUUCCUCCUUUUAUAAAAAGUUGACUGUGAGGCACCACUGUACAAUGGAAGUGAAUGUGGCCAAUUUUUUAACCUUAAAGUACUCACCAUUUCAAAAGUAUAGACACAAGUCAUGAAUGAUAUGCAUGUUGAUAAAAUCACAGACCUUUUCUGUGUAAAGUUAUAGCCAAUAUUACAACUUCGUUAUCUUGACAAUGUAACGUCAACAACCCUAAAACCACUUGAAAAAUUAUAAUUUAAACAACAUAACUCAUAUUACAUGAGUUUUAACAGAAGAAUUAAUGUAAUUGCUUUUAUAAAAUUAUAAGCUUCUCAUUUCUGUUUAAACCCUCCAAAAAUUGGCCACAUUCACUUUCAUUUUCCCCAUUUACUUCCAUUGUAAGUGCCUCAGUCUAACAGCAAUUUUUGCUUUAAAGAAUAAUUUUUUGGUAAUCAUCAUUAUGCUACAAAGUAGGGCUGCACGAUUUGGAGAAAAUGUCAUAAUGCGAUUAUUGAGGUUAAUAUUGCGAUACUCGAUUGCGAUAUGGUAACAUGAGUCAACUUGCUUGGUUAUCAAGGAAAAUGCACAAAUAGAUAACUGAUAAUGCUGAAAUGUGUAUUUCUCAACUCAAACAUACAAACUAGCAUCAACAACAACAACUAUAAAUGCAGUGUUUUCAAAUUAAAAUAUUUUUACAAAAUUAAAUAAUAUCUUUGCAUUACUGCACACUUGUUAUUUUCUAAAUAUUACACCUAAAUAAAAAAGAUCAAUAAAUAAGAACAUACAAAUUUUCACGAAAAUAAGAUUGUCCAAACAAACAGGGACAUUUAAGCAGGAUGAACAUGUACUUUGUAUAAACUCUUUUGAAAAGGAAACUGAAUAUAAAGUGUGGUUCACUCAAACCACUAAAACUGUUGUUGUUGUUGUUGUUGUGUGUAUAUAUACAUACACACAUUGUGAGAUUGAGAGACGAGUGUCUCGUGUUAGAGUGCGCAUCAGCCGGCGGAACUUUAAAUCUCUCCCGGUUUCGACUCAUUCAGAUUGGGUCUCUUCCGCGACUGGUUGAUGCGGGCUCUGACUGCAUCGAGUUUAUUUACAUGGCACGCUCCCGUAUUAUAUUAACUUUAAUUAUUGAUGAAAUAAAGAUAUAUCG